Messenger RNA from Thamnophis sirtalis, 1357 nucleotides. It is a transcript of the gene HSPB7, whose product is annotated as heat shock protein family B (small) member 7. Lineage: Eukaryota; Metazoa; Chordata; Lepidosauria; Squamata; Natricidae. Gene Ontology annotation, biological process: heart development. Gene Ontology annotation, cellular component: cytoplasm; nucleus. The record is from RefSeq and is a predicted model, not a curated record.
CGUCCUGAACAGGACAGUAGAGAUCUCGGGGAGGAGGGGGAAAAUGGGCAUUUGAUAGGGUAGAAAGGGGAUGGCUUGAAAUGUGAUGUGUGCAGCCCCUGCCGCUUAGGAUACCUGUUGGCCACAGAGUCCUUGGGGUACUUCUUCAGUGCCAGGCUGGUCUGUGGUCUCUUGGGAGGGAGUACCUGCUGGACCAGGUGGGAUUUUCAAGGGCUGGGUUCAGCAGCCCAGCAAUUCUACCUGGCCGUGCAGCAUCUCAAACAGCUGCUGCAAGCAGAGGCCCAAAUGGUGCAUCCUGUUUGCCCCAGGAUCCCGCCCUGGGAUUUGCUUCCUUUUGCCAGCAAAUAUGUCCCAGUGCUGGAAUCAAGAAUCGAGAGAGCUUCUCUUCUCCCAACAGGCCGUUCUGGCGGGAUGGGAAACAUCAAAACCUUUGGGGAUACGUACCAGUUUGCCGUGGAUGUCAGUGACUUCUCCCCCGAAGACAUUAUCAUUACCACAUCCAAAAACCAGAUUGAAGUGAGGGCUGAGAAGCUAGCAGCUGAUGGGACCAUCGUCAACACAUUCACCCACAAAUGCCAGCUCCCUGAAGAUGUGGACCCCACAUCGCUCACUUCCACCCUGGGGGCAGACGGCUGCCUGACCAUCAAGGCACGGAGAGGUCCAGCCAAGCCAUCUGAGCAAGUGCAGCAAACCUUCAGGACUGAAAUUAAAAUCUGAGCUCCCGGAGCAGUUCGGGAGAGCGGGCAGGGAGCCAGGUUGGGCUGGGUGGGGGGGUGGAAAGCAGAUCUGUCCUUGUGUUCCCCGUCAAUAAGAGAUGUUUUGGUUUGUCAUCCAUGACUGAAGGUUAAAGGGAUGCCAGCAAAGCGGGUCAAAGCUGCCCUUCCCCCUCCCUCCCUUUGAAAGGGGAAAUAACACCAUCGCUUUUUGCCAGCAAAGGAACAGCAAAGCUGGAAGGCAGCUGGAGCUGAAUUUUCCAGGUCUGCAGCCAGCAAUUUAAUGUUUUGAAGUGUUGCUAAAAAAAAAAAAAAAAAAAGAGGAUGAGAUAAGAAAUUUAUACGAUAGGAAGCCCAUCGCACAGCAGCAAAGUUUACCUCUAGUGAACUUGUCUAGGAUUACUGCGUACCUCUUGAAGCAUUCAAGUUAAAACAUUAACACGUUCAUAAGGCUAGAUUCAGGGUUUAUUUUUUCCCCUCUCCCCCACCCCGUCUUUGCACCUCACCUCCAAAUCCAGCUACACCCACAAGUUGGGAAGAAGAAAAAAAACCAAACUGUUGAGGGGAAUGAAACGAUGUAAAACGAAUGUAAACUUUUAAUUAUAGGAAAAGUAACUUUCUUGCAAGUCGUGCGCUGACUUUUG